AUGACUAUUGGCACUUCAAACCGAUUUCCUAUCGAGGAGAUUGACGACAACUCCUGGAUGAUUGGCCGCGUCGUCGUCUCUCGUUCUGCUUCCAAGCCAGAUGGCCCUUCUUGGAAUGAUGGCAAAGGCGCUUUCUUUACCAUCUCUGAGGCCAGGAAUCCAAAGCCCUCGACACGGCCUCUCUCGGAUUCUUGUCCCAUCGUCGAAAUCUCUUGUGGAUCCGCGACGUCAAAGAGGGGUAUAUUUGAGGUUGGUCACGCCUACCUGACAAUUCAUCAGAAUGUUGGAACUCCCGAACACGUCACUCUGGAGUGGCUGGCCGGAAAGGAUCUUUCAUUCCAAGUCCCCAAGGUCUACUAUCACGGAGUCCACAGUGAUCAUUAUUAUCUGGUCUAUGGCGCGAUUCCCUCUGGAAAAAAUCUCCUGUACGCCUGGCCCGAGAACAAGGACCAUGCGACCAUGUUGUCCAAAUGGUCUGGUAGCGCUAUCGCUGGGGUUUACGGUGGUCUCCUGGUUGAUCAGUACCUAUACAAAAAGAUCACGGAUCAUGCGAGCGUUCAUGAUCCUGAGAAUCUUCGCGAGACCUGUCAAGAAAUUUCGCUUGAUUGCUCUGAGCUCGUGUUUGCACUCAACAACGUCCAUCCGCUUGCUUUCACAGUCAAUGAGGAGGGCUUGGUGGGCAUCAGCUCCUGGCGCUAUGCUGGCUUUGUCCCGAAGGAUUGGGUUGGAACGAAGGUGUACUCCAACAGCUUCUUUGGUUCGAUCGACAUAUGUCGUGAAUCGUGGCCGAAAACCGACUUCGACAACUGGGGGCGUCUCAUCCAGGAGGCUUUCAAGAACCGAGGCUUCAAGGACGUGUGGGAUAACUAUUACAAGUGGAGUUCCGAUAGAGUUGAUCGGUUUGGGGAAAGGGCGAUCUAA
Molecule: messenger RNA, 921 nt
Organism: Fusarium tjaetaba
Lineage: Eukaryota; Fungi; Ascomycota; Sordariomycetes; Hypocreales; Nectriaceae
Exons: 3
Coding region: 1-921 (306 amino acids)
Source: RefSeq, a predicted model, not a curated record